CCAGUCGACCAAGUUGUUUCUGCAACAUGAAGGUGUUCCUAACUAUUCUGGCUUUGGCCGUGGCCUCCGCCUCGGCGUACGAGAGCGUCGUGCACCCCAAGGAUCUGCCCAAGGUGGGCAAGAUCGAGGGUCGCAUUACCAACGGCUACCCGGCGGAGGAGGGCAAGGCUCCCUACACCGUCGGUCUGGGUUUCAGCGGCGGCUGGUGGUGCGGUGGCUCCAUCAUCUCCAACGAGUGGGUCCUUACCGCCGAGCACUGCAUCGGAGGUGAUGCCGUGACUGUCUACUUCGGAGCCACCUGGCGCACCAACGCCCAGUUCACCCACUGGGUUGGAAGCGGCAACUUCAUCACCCACGGAUCCGCUGACAUCGCCCUCAUCCGCAUCCCUCACGUGGACUUCUGGCACAUGGUGAACAAGGUGGAGCUGCCCAGCUACAACGAUCGCUACAACGACUACAACGAAUGGUGGGCUGUUGCCUGCGGCUGGGGUGGCACCUACGACGGCAGCCCCCUGCCCGAUUGGAUGCAGUGCGCCGAUCUCCAGAUCAUCCACAACUCCGAGUGCGCCAGCUACUACGGAACCGGCACCGUCGGCGACAACAUCAUCUGCGUGCGCGUGGUCGAUGGCAAGGGCACCUGCGGAGGCGACUCCGGCGGUCCUCUGGUCACCCAUGACGGCGGCAAGCUUGUGGGAGUCACCAACUGGGUGUCGGGAGCCGGUUGCCAGGCUGGCCACCCCGCUGGCUUCCAGCGUGUGACCUACCACUUGGACUGGAUCCGUGACCACACCGGCAUUGCUUACUACUAAGCAACGAUUUUCGAUUGAAUAAAAAUAUUUGAAGUGCAAA
Drosophila simulans is the source of this 849-nucleotide messenger RNA. RefSeq names its product serine protease 1. NCBI's taxonomy places the organism in Eukaryota, Metazoa, Arthropoda, Insecta, Diptera, Drosophilidae. The record is from RefSeq and is a predicted model, not a curated record. Gene Ontology annotation, biological process: proteolysis. Gene Ontology annotation, molecular function: serine-type endopeptidase activity. The transcript has a single exon. The coding region runs from base 27 to 809 and encodes 260 amino acids.